UCCCAUUCUCCCCCAUGGCCAACAAUGCGAGCUCAACUGUCCACACCACCUGCUGCUCAUACCUGGCAGCUUUCCCCAGCCAAGCCAGACAUCAAGGUAAAUAAGACACUCCCCCAUCAUCUCUCUCCUCCUCUGCUCUCUCUCUCUAUCAACACUCAAACUACCAUCACAUCACACUAUUGACCGUAAACUCAUACCCCCUAUUUGUAUUCCUUGUCUUUCUGUACUUUCAACUUGACCUGCAUAGAGCGCGAUAGUUGCAUUCGGUUGUCAAUUAUCCACCGACCUUCUUUAUCUUCGUAUCCAUACGAGUAUUCCCCCCCCCAUCUGGGCUCAAGCUCGCCUGACUCACUCACCGUGCACUUCCUCAACAUCAACGACAACAGACCAUCUAAUUUCUUGACUCUUUGUCUGUCCUCGAAUUCCCCCGACCCCUUUUCCCUCCGCUACCACUUAAUUGUGUCUGGCCUUCUGGGUUGCCAUUUCCUCGUCUUACUUCGUACAUAUUACGCCAUCCGCAAUUUCCUGCAUACUCAAGAGUCAUCCGGCAACUUGCUACUUGCUACUUCUACAGUUUCGAUAACCUAUAACUCUCCUAAUAAUCCUACUCCUCGCCCACCUUCUCUUUGAUCUCAAAGAAACCCAAACACCACAGACAAACAUUCCACGGUCCGCUUUCUGCAUCUCCGACAUCUUCCACCAAGCGUUCGUUUCUGGAACAAAGAACCCCAAACUCAAACCACCAUCUAUUGAGUCACUUCUGACUCAACUCUUACCUUCUCUCAAGUCCUCCAACUUCAACUCAAUCCGCAAACAGCUUCUUGCAAGCUACCCCCCAACCCAACACCACAACACCAACGCCACUUCUAUCCUCUCCAUCAACGCCUCUUGAUCAUGUCGACUGCUUCUCUUCAGCAACGCGAUAUCCGCUCAGCCUCCGUCCCAUUCAAGCGUGAUAGAGAACAUCAACAGAAGUGGAGCAAUGGAAUUCGUCUAGCUCCAGGAGUUGCUCCUAUUCACUCCGAGCUUAUCGAUGGUGUAAGCCCAAGUCAGAGUUGGAAGGAUCCAACCAAAGCCGAGUUUAUGCAACGUGCUAAGGUUCGGCCCAAUGCCAUGAAGUCCAUUCUGUAAGUAUUUCAAAAUACCAAUUCUCACUCGGCAGAUCAAAAGCUAAUCAUUUCGUCUUUCAGUGGCAACAAGACCCAUGCAAACCGAACUUCCAAGCCUACAUUCCACGGUUCGGGUGCCUUUCACUCGGGCACAAUUCAAGGCCGUCUUGACCGCAAAGCAGAUGCUUAUCGUGAAUCUACUGCUACAAGUCCUCUCUCCGAGUCCCUCAUUGCCAUCCUCCCUCAACAUGUCAACAAUACCUCUCCAUCCAUUCGAACAUUGGACGCAGAUAUCCUCUAUAGCUUUGAUAACAAAGGACCAAGUCCAACUGGAAGGGGUACCAAGGUAGAACUUGGCUCUUUGAUUGAACAAGCCGAGCAGAAGUGGAUUGCUGAGCAAACGGAGAAGAUUAUCCGAGGUGAAUACGAGGUUCUUGAUGCACAAGGAGAGAAGACAGUUUUGAAGAAGAAGAGGGGAAGUCCCAAGCAGAAGGCUACCAAGGAUAGUGUCAAGGUUAUGGAUGAGGAUGACGAUGAUGGAUUCGAACUCAUCUAAUUUUCUAGUCUCGCAUGUCUGUCCUUUCUGAAAGACAUUGCGGACUUGUAUUGAUGAGGAGGAGGCCUUGACGGCUUACUUUCUCACACACUUCACGUUUCUUUCCGCAGCUUCAUAUUUGCACGGCGUCUGGGAUCGGAUAGAUGCAUUUAGCUUACCCUUCACCGGGGAAGGAUAGCUUACGGUCUUGCCAUGAUUUUUUUUUCUUCUUUUUUUUUUCACAUGGGCCGGCUGGUUUCACUCGCAUCAUCUCUUGACCGAGGUGUAACACCUUCAGCCUACCCAUUGUACAUAUACCAACCAGGUUACAUGGGAAGGAUGGCUGGGAACUUUUUCUUUUUUCCUUUUCUUUUGACGGAUGUUUUAUCAUGAUGAGGUGUUUGGGAGGUUUCUGAUUCGUGGUUGGGAUGGCAUGAGUGGGAUGGGAUGGAUGGAUGGGGUUCUCUUGCAUAGCUUACCCGGAUGGGGGGAGGAUGGCUUGCUUUUUUUUUCCUCCAUGUUGUUGUCUACGGACUUGGGGGGCACUUUUACGGAUGGGAUAGGAUGUUAAUUGACUUGCCUUAGGCACUACUAGAGGACUUUGUUUUUCAGAUAAGAGAUGAUGCAUACGCAUGCGUUUUGCAAUUUGCGUUUUGCCGAUGAGAAUGCUCUUUGAAUAGAUCAUUACUAU
Messenger RNA from Hymenoscyphus albidus, 2335 nucleotides. The record is from the annotation of a GenBank genome assembly. NCBI's taxonomy places the organism in Eukaryota, Fungi, Ascomycota, Leotiomycetes, Helotiales, Helotiaceae.